GAGGAGGCGGUCACAUCACGUGUUCUGUGUUCUGUUUCUGUUUGUUUUGUAUUUCAUUCUAUGUUUAUUGUGAUUUGUGAAAUGGUAAUUGUGGCGGCGACUGAUAAGUACUAAAUAACCGGCAUAACCAUUAAUCACACCAUAGUACUUUUUUUAGCUGAUUUAUUUAUAAAUACAGAAUGCUACGGUUACUUUUGCUGUCAAUUUUAUGCGUAUUUGGUGCAGUAAAUUGCGAUGUAAUUAGAAUUCCACUAGAACGUGGUAAAUCCGCUAGAAGAACUCUACAAGAAGUCGGUACGCAUGUACAACAGGUUAAAUUCAGAUAUGGGGUUGGGGGUCCAGCACCAGAGCCCUUGUCAAAUUAUUUAGAUGCCCAAUAUUUCGGACCUAUUUCUAUCGGAAAUCCCCCACAGAAAUUUAAGGUGGUGUUUGACACUGGCUCCUCGAAUUUAUGGGUCCCCUCUAAAAAAUGUCAUUACACAAACAUCGCUUGUCUUUUGCACAACAAAUAUGACUCUACAAAAUCUUCCACUUAUAAGAAGAACGGGACUGAUUUCGCCAUCAAAUAUGGGUCUGGAAGCCUUAGUGGAUUCUUAUCUACCGAUAUCGUCACGGUGGGCUCACUUGCGGUGAAGAGCCAAACUUUCGCAGAAGCGCUAAGCGAACCGGGUCUAGCUUUUGUAGCCGCCAAGUUUGACGGUAUACUCGGCAUGGCCUACAGUAGGAUCUCCGUGGACGGUGUCACUCCUGUCUUUUACAAUAUGAUCGGUCAAGGACUGGUAGCCCAGCCGAUUUUCUCGUUCUACUUGAAUAGAGACCCAGAUGCGACGGAUGGCGGCGAGUUGAUCCUCGGCGGUUCGGAUCCUAAGUAUUACAAAGGCAAUUUCACUUACCUAUCGGUGGACCGGCAGGCGUACUGGCAGUUUAAAAUGGACAAGGUUCAGGUCGGGUCCAACGCUUUCUGCAAAAGCGGAUGCGAGGCUAUCGCCGAUACCGGUACUAGUUUGAUCGCUGGACCUGUGGACGAAGUCACAUCUAUUAACAAGUUAAUUGGUGGUACUCCGAUCAUUGGAGGAGAAUACAUCGUGGACUGCAGUUUAAUUCCAACGCUACCUAAAAUAGAUUUCAUUUUGGGCGGAAACACCUAUACAUUAGAAGGAAAAGACUACAUUUUGAGAGUGGUUCAAGCCGGAAAAACGAUCUGUCUUUCUGGCUUCAUGGGCAUCGACAUUCCCCCUCCAAACGGCCCUCUGUGGAUCUUGGGGGAUGUCUUUAUCGGGAAGUUCUACAGCGAGUUCGAUCUCGGUAACAACCGCGUCGGUUUCGCCGAGGCUGUUUAAAAGCCAGCAAAAUAUUAGCUUGUAUUUGUUAUAGUUUGCUCUCUUUUCAUAUUUUGGAGAACAAACGACUAUUCUUUGUGAUUUAGUAGGUUACGAUUUAUAUGACAUGUAGCGUUUGUGAUUUUAAAUAGAGUAAAUAUUACUGUUAUUUA
This is a messenger RNA of Anoplophora glabripennis (Asian longhorned beetle), 1492 nucleotides long. RefSeq names its product lysosomal aspartic protease. The transcript is spliced from 8 exons. The coding region runs from base 180 to 1340 and encodes 386 amino acids. Gene Ontology annotation, cellular component: lysosome. Gene Ontology annotation, biological process: proteolysis; cell death. The record is from RefSeq and is a predicted model, not a curated record. NCBI's taxonomy places the organism in Eukaryota, Metazoa, Arthropoda, Insecta, Coleoptera, Cerambycidae. Gene Ontology annotation, molecular function: aspartic-type endopeptidase activity.